Molecule: messenger RNA, 727 nt
Organism: Musca domestica (house fly)
Lineage: Eukaryota; Metazoa; Arthropoda; Insecta; Diptera; Muscidae
Exons: 2
Coding region: 156-644 (162 amino acids)
Biological process (GO): apoptotic process; apoptotic signaling pathway; positive regulation of apoptotic process
Cellular component (GO): Ino80 complex
Molecular function (GO): DNA binding
Source: RefSeq, a predicted model, not a curated record
CGUUGGAAUUUUUUUAUACGGCUUGGUUUACAAUGACUUUUUUGGCUUUGUUGGUAGUUAGGGUUCACUAGGCGGGAAGUUGUUAUCAAUUGACAGUUUUCUCAGCUUGUUUUUCUUAUUUACAACCCAUGGAAUGAUAAACAAUUAAAAACAAAAUGCUUCUCACUGAAAAAGAUUCCAAAUACAAACCAUUUGUGGAAAAACUAUUGGCACGUUGUCAGGAAAUACAAACUGAAAAUGAAAGGUUUGUGUUAAGAAUAAACAAUGUCAAGAAAAUGAUAAGGCGUCGUACAAGAGAUGUUGAGAUCCUCAAGGCAAGACUUGAUAGACACAAUGACGGUUGGAGGAGUUUGCCAAUGGUUGCUCCACAUCCCAAAAGAAAAAUAGAACAGAAGCGAGGGCCGAAACCUAAGAAUAAGGAUAUCAACACUAAUACUGCAGAAGCUACAACCAAAGAGAAGAAACCAAGAAAACAACGGGUUAAAAAAUCGGCAAGUGACGACAAAUUAAUUACAUCGACUGGGCAAGGUAUUAACAUGACCGCCAUGGACAUGCAAGAUAUGUUGUAUCAAGAGAGUCAAGCCCAACAGUUGCUUAUGAUGCAGCAGCGACAAAUGAAUCUUAAAAAUGAUCAGUUGCUGUGAUUUGCAUAGAUGGAUUUGUAAACAUUAGUAUUAAGUAGUGGUAUUAAUAUAAGAUAGCAAUAACAGCAUUUAAAAAGCUUGUA